Molecule: messenger RNA, 1448 nt
Organism: Capsella rubella
Lineage: Eukaryota; Viridiplantae; Streptophyta; Magnoliopsida; Brassicales; Brassicaceae
Product: BOI-related E3 ubiquitin-protein ligase 1
Exons: 4
Coding region: 292-1233 (313 amino acids)
Molecular function (GO): ubiquitin-protein transferase activity
Source: RefSeq, a predicted model, not a curated record
UUGCCUUGAGAAAAAAAAAAAAACUUGCCAAUCCCAUUCAUCUUCCUCUCCCUCUCUUCAUCAUCUUCACCAUUUAUUUUUCUUUAGAAUCCCGAGGCAAUAAGUUUCUUUACAAUCUUUUAUCAUCAUCACCACGGCACCAUGUCCUAUACAACAUCCGUAGUACAUGUACAUAUAAUCUUUUGUCUGAUUUAAGACAAUACUCAGAGAUUCCCAUCAAGAAAGAAGAAGCUUCCUUCUCUCUUUCUUUUUUUUUUCUUUUUCUUGAUUUGUCUGUCUCUGUUCUUGUUCAUGGCGGUCCAAGCUCAUCACCAUCCUUCUACUCUCUUCUUCCUCAACAGAAACGGACAAGAAGGGAAUGAUUGUUCGAAUCAGCCGCAGCAAAAAUCUCAGUUUCACUCAAUCAACGCCGGGGUUGAUUCAAGAAAGAGAGCGAGAGAAGUUUCGUCGGUGAUUGAUUUAGAAGAAGAUAUCACGGCGACUGCUCCGAUGAACCCUCCGCCGCAAACUCCGCCGCAAGUUAUGGGACGUCGACACAAUCCUAAUGUAGGAGUAUCAACCGGUCUACGUUUGUCUCGUGAACACUCGUCUCAGAAUCAAGAACAACGGUUUUCUUCUUUUCCGAUGGUUACCGGAGAUUUCGCCGGAGAAAUCAAAAGCCAAACGGACGAAUUAAAUAGAUUUCUUCAAAUCCAGGGAGAGCAGCUGAGGUGCAUGUUAGCGGAGAACAAUGAGAGGCACUAUCGUGAGCUGCUGAGAACAACGGAAGAAUCAGUUAGGCGGAGAUUAAGAGAGAAAGAAACGGAGAUCGAGAAAGCCACGCGUCGUCACGCCGAGCUAGAAGCACGUGCGGCUCAGAUCGAAACAGAGUCACGUGCCUGGCAGGUGAGAGCUGCUGCGAGAGAAGCCGAAGCGACGUCGUUACAAGCUCAAUUGCAGCAAGCCGUAGUAGCAGCUCACCACCACCGUGGCGGAGUUAUCACGACGGCGGAACAAAAUUCAGGAAGCGAAGACGGUGUGGAUGAAGCCGAAGACGCCGAAUCGGCUUACGUGGAUCCCGAUCGGUGCGAAAUGAUCGGACCGGGGUGUAGGAUUUGCUGGCGGCGGUCGGCGACGGUGUUGGCUUUGCCGUGUCGUCAUUUGGUUCUGUGUAAAGGAUGCGACGGCUCCGUACGAGUUUGUCCGCUUUGCCUUAGCACGAAGAACUCGAGCGUGGAGGUUUUUUAUUCUUGAUGGGCCGUCCAUUAUUUAAUGGGCUUAUCAGGCUCAGUAAAUUGGCAUUUUUAUUUUAAAAAAAAAACUAAAAAACUAUAUUCUAUAUUAAUUAAAUUUAUCAUCAUUUAUAUAUAAAAAGUAUACUGUUGAGUUGAGAGGUUUUUUAUGUACAUAGCCACAUGCAGUGGUCUUUUCUUAAUAAUUUUUUUACGUAGAAAAUCAUAAUAAAUUAA